Molecule: messenger RNA, 1643 nt
Organism: Phoenix dactylifera (date palm)
Lineage: Eukaryota; Viridiplantae; Streptophyta; Magnoliopsida; Arecales; Arecaceae
Product: mRNA-decapping enzyme-like protein
Biological process (GO): deadenylation-dependent decapping of nuclear-transcribed mRNA; deadenylation-independent decapping of nuclear-transcribed mRNA; positive regulation of catalytic activity
Cellular component (GO): P-body
Molecular function (GO): mRNA binding; enzyme activator activity
Source: RefSeq, a predicted model, not a curated record
CGCAAGAAGUCGUAAAGCGGCUGUGUCGCGUGAUGUCACGUGAAGACUGGAGAGGGCGUGUUGGCCGUGGGUGCCAGUCGGUGGAAGCUUGGAAUCAUCUCGCUUCUUUUCCUCCCCCUCUCUCUUCCCCGCCCUAUCUAUCCAACUCGACGGCGAGCACCCGAAGCUGACCCGCUCCUAAAUCCUCCUCCUCCUCCUCCUCUACUUUUCGAGCUCUAGGGUUAGGAUUAAGGUUUUUUUGGGCUUGAAAGCGAGAUGUCGCAGAGCGGGAAGCUAAUGCCCAAUUUAGAUCAGCAGAGCACCAAGGUUCUCAAUCUGACCGUCCUCCAACGGAUCGAUCCCUUCGUCGAGGAAAUCCUCAUGACCGCCGCCCACGUCACCUUCUAUGAAUUCAACAUCGAGCUCAAUCAAUGGAGCCGUAAGGAUGUCGAAGGAUCUCUCUUUGUCGUCAAGAGAAAUACGCAACCCAGAUUUCAGUUCAUUGUCAUGAACCGACGCAAUACAGAUAAUCUGGUGGAGGAUCUAUUGGGAGAUUUUGAAUAUGAAGUCCAAGUUCCAUAUUUGUUGUACAGGAAUGCAGCCCAGGAAGUUAAUGGAAUAUGGUUUUACAAUGCACAUGACUGUGAAGCUAUUGCAAAUCUUUUUGGCAGGAUACUGAAUGCAUACUCGAAAGUCCCUCCAAAGCCUAAAGCUUCAAGCAAAAGCAGCGAGUUUGAAGAGCUGGAAGCUGUUCCAACUUCGGCUGUUGUGGAAGGUCCUCUGGAACCACCGCCGACAUCAUCUGCUGCUGCUACUGUUCCUGAUGUUCCUGAUGAAUCAUUUGUCAACUUCUUCAGUGCAGCUACAAAUAUUGGAAAUGUAUCAAAGUCAACAAUUACUGGACAGCCACAUCAAUCUUCUGCAGCUAUUCCUUUAUCUUCCCCUGCACCUAAUGUUAUUCCAACAACUGUGCCAACCCUUCAUUCUGCCCUUUCUCCACCAACUUCGGCCCCGCCUCUAAAGUCAUUCCUUGAUGUUCAUGAAUCUAGCAGCAAGACUAGUCGGGCCACAAAUCUGGUUAAACCUUCUUUUUUUGCUGCUGCUUCCUCAUCCUCUUCAUUAAUGAUGCCACCAGUUGCAUCUUCUAUGCCCGCUUCUCCCCCACUUCAUCCUCCUGUGACUAUGCAGCGUCCAUAUGGUACCCCAUUGCUUCAACCAUUUCCACCACCCACUCCUCCGCCAUCUCUUACUCCUACUCCAAACUAUGGUUCGGUUAUUACAAGAGACAGAGUCAGGGAUGCACUGCUGAAGCUUGUUCAGAACGACCAAUUCAUUGAUAUGGUGUACCGGGAGAUGCUGAAUGCACAUUAUUCAUAAGACUGAGGGGUUCAAGUGUUGUGCCUGGUUUUGUUUAUGUGGUUUCUUUGUUUCAUGUGCUUGUAGGUUUAGCGCUUGUAUAUCUUUUGUAAGUCUUUGCUGUAGCCAUGGGAGCCUCUUGUUUAUACAAAAUUUUUCCUUCCAGAUAUCAUUAGUGACAUUACAGAUGUUCAUUUGGGGUUUGUGUAUUUUCAGUAUUUUCGUAACUCCGACAUCUGAUUGUAGAGCAUAACACAGAUUUAAGAAGGACAGGUGUCGUGCUAACCUGUCUGGUUUUAGAAAGCUAA